GAAAUAGCCCAUCGCCAAUAGAAAAUGGAACAUCAGUUACAAAUCACACUAACAAUUCUGAUAUUAUCAAAGAAUCGGCGAUUAAUUCAAGAACAUUACCCUUACAAUCAACACAAUUACCACUACCACCAUCUCAAAAUAUUGAUAUACAUUCUGAUACAGCAUCUGAUUCAACUAGUCUUAUGGAUGAUGGUAGUGAUUCUAGGAGUAAGAGAGGUGGUAAGAGGAAAGCUUUGAGCCUUAUGGUUGAAACAUUUAAAGGGCCAAAUAGUCAGUCAGCGCAUAGUAUUGUUUCAAACAAUAAUGUAUCAACAAAAGAUAAAAGAAAAACCCUCGGUAGUGGUAUGUCUUCUAGUAGUUCUAAUGCUGCUAAGAAAGUUAUGGAUUGGUUUAGAAGAAAAUCUUUGGCAAGGGAUCAAGGUGUACAUAUUCAUAACAAGAUUGCUAAGGUUGACAAAACUACAAAUGGAGACAUUUCUACUAAUCAUUCCAAGAGUAAAUCCAAGAGACCAAAAAAUAAUCCGGCAGUAGUUGUUACACAACCUAAUAGUAGUACAAAUUCAACUUCUUCAUCACGCCAGUCUACAAUGACAUCAAUGGCUAACGUGGACUCUAAACUUCGUUUACAUCAUGGUGCA
Racocetra persica is the source of this 638-nucleotide messenger RNA. Lineage: Eukaryota; Fungi; Glomeromycota; Glomeromycetes; Diversisporales; Gigasporaceae. The record is from the annotation of a GenBank genome assembly.